Etheostoma cragini (Arkansas darter) is the source of this 344-nucleotide messenger RNA. RefSeq names its product EH domain-containing protein 4-like. The transcript is spliced from 2 exons. Gene Ontology annotation, cellular component: plasma membrane; endocytic vesicle; cytoplasm. NCBI's taxonomy places the organism in Eukaryota, Metazoa, Chordata, Actinopteri, Perciformes, Percidae. The record is from RefSeq and is a predicted model, not a curated record. Gene Ontology annotation, molecular function: cadherin binding. Gene Ontology annotation, biological process: protein localization to plasma membrane; endocytosis; cilium assembly. The coding region runs from base 96 to 344 and encodes 82 amino acids.
GGCGUGAGUGAGGAUCAGUGAACGAGUCAACACGUCGGUGGGAUGUAAAACUACUUCCUGUCGCCCGGUGUGCUCAGGUGGACACGCAGCAGCUGAUGCGGGUCUACGGCGCCCUCAUGUGGUCGCUGGGGAAAGUGAUCAACACGCCCGAGGUGGUGCGGGUCUACCUGGGUUCUUUCUGGGCCAAACCUCUGCAGAACACCGAGAACAGGCGUCUGUUCGAGGCGGAGUCUCAGGACCUGUUCAAGGACAUCCAGAGUCUCCCGAGAAACGCAGCGCUCCGUAAACUCAACGACCUCAUCAAGAGAGCGAGGCUGGCCAAGGUGAGACAGGAAGUUCACUGA